AUGAAUCCCAACACGGAUGGUUUAAACAUGAUGACAGGAAUUGCAAUACCAGAUGAUACUGAAGCUGAUAUUUUAAAUGACGAAACAUUUGGUGAUUGCGAUUUAGAAGCGAUUAAAACAAAAUCAGACUUUGGUGAAAAUGGUGAAUUUCUUGGUGAUAAUCCAUCGACUGGUUUACCGUCAUUUUUCGACACGGAUGUACCUGACACGGGUGGCCUAUCGCUUGUCGACGAGGAUGAUCAAUCUCAAUCGAUUGAUGCUUUACUUGGUGAAGAUCCCAUGCGAUUUUCUACGACGUCGGUGAACCGUCGACCGGGAUCGAUUAUUCAACAGUCAUCAAGCAAUCCUCUCUUUAGUAUGGCCAUAUCACAAGCACAAGAAACGAACCGCAUGAACCUAUUUUCUCAACAGCAGCCGCAACAACCACCACCGCCGCCGCUUCCACAGCAAAUUCCGCGUGUUUCACCAAUGACGAUACCGCAACAGCAAAUCAACUAUCAACUAUUGAAACAAUUUGAACAAAUGCUGAUCAGCAAACAGAUACCACCCCAGCAAAGACUUCUCUAUAUUCAAGCAAUGAUGGAAAAGAUGCAACGUGAAGCGAUGAAUGCUCAACAGCAACAACAACAACAUCAACAGCAGCAGCAGCAGCAGCAACAACAACAACAACAACAGGCAGCUAGGUUAAUAAAUUUAAAUAUCAAUGGUCCCGAUCGCUAUCGAGAAGCAAAUCCAAGUCGGGUUUUGAACAAUCCUCUGUUGUACGCUCAGCGUCAGCAACAACUGCAACAACAGCAACAGCAACAACAACAACAACAACAGCAGCAGCAGCAACAACAACAACGCGAAGCAUCAAUGCGUUCAAUGGCCAUAGGUGAAAUGUUAGAACGAGCUCGUCUAGCUGCUUCCAAUAACAACACUAGUAAUAAUUCUCGAUCGCAAUCACCAGCAGUUGGUAAUUCAGGCAUGUCUUCACAAUUUAUGGACGCUAUUCAACGUUCUGAUCAAAUACCAAUUGCUGACAAUCAUCGCACAACUGAAUCUCCAUCAUCGCCGCUUGACACAAUUGUCAGUCCGUCGCGUCAUUCACGACAAAAUCGUCCGGCUAAACAUUAUCCUCGUCCACCACUUCUGAAUACAUGGCAGGGACGUGGUCCUGGCCAUGAUGAGUUCGCCGGCAUGAUGACCGAUCGUGAAAAGCAAUGGGUCGUUAAAAUUCAACUUCAUCAAGUCUCUCAGACACAAGAAGAAGAUUACUAUUUUCAUAAAUGGUCCCAGCAGAAACGCCACAUGCAACAGGUCCAUGGAAAUCAAUCUAAUCGGCACGAACACCGUGGACAAUAUAUUAGUUACCCUGUUUUACAACUGUUAAAGUCAAUUCAACAAGAAAAAGAACUUGCCCAACGCCUAUCGCAAGCAUCGAAUCAAGCGACAUUCAGUAACAUAAAUCCGGCUCAGUCGUUACCUUAUGCAUCACCGAUACAAACUCAACUUGGUAAACAAUCGGUUGCAACUCCUCGACAUCCAAAAUGCAUUCUCGAUCUUGAUGGACAAUUCACCUUGGGUGCCCAAAAGAAUGCGGUUACACACGACAAAUAUGCAUUAGGCCUAUUAUUAAAUAUCGAAAACAUCCAUCGUGACAUCUUGCGUCUUGACGAUGGCGAUGACGCUCCAUCAACACCAAAUAAAACGUCUACCGAAGCAGCAACACCGAGUGAAAGUACAACACCAGCAUCUGCCGUACCAACACCAUCGUCGACCAUUCUUGAUUCGAUCAUCGGUCGUUACUUAAAUCAUCCCGAAUACUUAUUUGCUGAUAUGUUCGCUCAAUCUUCUAAAGGACAAAUAUUACUUGAACGUUUAUAUCCAUAUCUAAUUACUACCACAUCGUCAAGUAAUCAUCUAGAACUAAUGCUUAUACGUUUGUAUGCUUCGUUGAACUACAUGAUACGCCGUUGGCCAAGCACUUUUCAUAUUGAACCAAUCGUUAUGAAUAUGAUUAGUCUCAUGCAGCAACAGAUCAAUAUCAAGAAGACCACCUUCGAACAACUAUUAUCUCAAGUGUAUGUUUAUUACGACGAAAAAAUCAAGCCUAAACUAGUAGAAUUAAACGCAACUGUAUCGUCAAGUCCAUUUUCUGAUCCAGUUUUAUUCACCAAUUCACAUACAGUGACAAUUUUAAUUGAACUCUUGUUGACAUUAGAACGUCGAUGUUAUUUAUUACAAGGUAUGAAUCCGACUCAACUACCAAUCCAAUUAAUGCAACAAUUGCAACCCCAAUUACAAUAUCAAUUAUCUGAACAUGUUCGUUUACUCGUCAAUGAUCUAUGUCAAGCGAUUGUAGCUUGUUCACCACCCACAUAUACGCCGAAGAAGAUGCUGAAGCCUUAUACACAAGUUCAACAACAACAGUUUGCUUUACUGUGCAAAUUUCUUCGUAUUCAAGUUACCCAACAAGUUUAUGCUGCAUUAGAACCCAAACUGAUUUUUUGUUGUAUUAAAGAUGUUUAA
Adineta ricciae is the source of this 2511-nucleotide messenger RNA. Lineage: Eukaryota; Metazoa; Rotifera; Eurotatoria; Adinetida; Adinetidae. The record is from the annotation of a GenBank genome assembly.